AUGGAAGCCCUAAGGGUGAAGCUUGUCCCGAUGCGGUCAGAAUGUUCCAAUCAGGUUGCUUGAUUUGAGCCCCUCUGCCUCUCGGUCUGCUAUCGAAUCUCUGUAACGGCCGUCAUGGCGCCCCCGCGACAGCGUGCCCCAGCGAACCUAGACGAUUCCCGCUCAGAAGCCUCCAGCGGCACCAGAGAACACAAGGGAGCCGGUUCGAAGAGUAGAAAACCGGCCAAUGUAUCUGCUGCGGCUAUUUCGAUGGCUACAAAGGAUAUGAGAGUGGCAGCCACCGUUGCCACUGUCAGCGGUCUUCCCACCAGUGAAGAAGCUAGACUGUCGGAAGAAUUGCCUGCAAUCCCCUGGUCCGACAUGUCCCUCGCGACACUGCAUGAUUAUCGGCACGCUUUCCGACUCUCCACCCCCAGCGCCUAUUCUCGAUCAUACAAUCGAAUCCUCCUCUCACAGGGAAUUGGUCUCCGGUCACCGACUGCUAUUGCUGCUCGACGGGCGCAGUUGACCAAAUCUUCCCGCGAGCUGAACGGUCCCGCCCCGGAAAAGGAUAUUUCGGAUUCCGCCUCCACGGGCACCCUACCAGGUCAGGUUAUCAGCCAACACACCAUCUACCCAAGUGGCAGGGGACUCGACACUCCUCGUCUGCACCGUAUAAUCGGCCAAGGUCGUGUGAGUAAGGAUCAGCUCGCCCUGGCGGUACGCAAGCACUUCAACUCUGCCGGACUCGUGGAACAGGAAGCAGUCGUGCGCUUCCUCUACAAAGUUCGCGAGGAGGGGAAAGGUCGGGAGUUUCGACUGCGGUUCCAACCCUGACGACUAGUCGUUUUCCUAUGGCUUGUGUUGUCAUUACGGUCUGCCACUACCAGUCCGACUGAAAGCUCGCAACACUCUCUGCAGCCCC
Messenger RNA from Paecilomyces variotii, 904 nucleotides. RefSeq lists its product as hypothetical. The transcript has 3 exons. The record is from RefSeq and is a predicted model, not a curated record. Gene Ontology annotation, biological process: regulation of DNA-templated transcription. Gene Ontology annotation, molecular function: protein binding; transcription coregulator activity. The coding region runs from base 115 to 816 and encodes 233 amino acids. Gene Ontology annotation, cellular component: histone deacetylase complex. NCBI's taxonomy places the organism in Eukaryota, Fungi, Ascomycota, Eurotiomycetes, Eurotiales, Thermoascaceae.